Lytechinus variegatus (green sea urchin) is the source of this 8210-nucleotide messenger RNA. RefSeq names its product girdin-like. NCBI's taxonomy places the organism in Eukaryota, Metazoa, Echinodermata, Echinoidea, Temnopleuroida, Toxopneustidae. The transcript has 29 exons. Bases 737 to 6610 code for a protein of 1957 amino acids. Gene Ontology annotation, molecular function: dynein light intermediate chain binding; microtubule binding. Gene Ontology annotation, biological process: cytoplasmic microtubule organization; cytoskeleton-dependent intracellular transport. The record is from RefSeq and is a predicted model, not a curated record. Gene Ontology annotation, cellular component: centrosome; cytoplasm.
UGAUUGCUUUGAAAUCGCGAUAGCUGAUCGGAAUCUCGCCCAAAAUGACUCAUCCUCUGAACUUCUGACCAAGCAGUUUGCAUUCCUCGUGGAAGUUGUAGACAUCUAACAGCCACAUGAGACAAACAGUGGAGAAGAGAAUAGCUGUGGCGACCUAUUAAGUCCGGGGCAAGAAGCAAUCUGGAAUUUUAUUGGAUUUACAUUUACCCUCGGUGUCAGAAGUGCGAGAGUUUCGUUCGAGAUCCGCGGCUUGCUUCUGCCAACGACAACUCACACUCACGGUGCCCACAACUGCCCCGACGCUUCGCCGAUCCAUGGUGGUUGCUAUUCAUUGUGUGUGCAUGUGUUGUGCAGUGCAGUGCCAGUGGCACUGACUCUCUGGAUUAGGAACGUGAGAGGGGAUGAACAUGUGCUGCAUUUGUCUAAUUUUUCAGGAUUGUUCGUGUGGAUUUAUACUCUAAAUGCGAGACUCUAGUUUGUGAACUGAACCUGUUUUAAAAUUAUGUUAGGGGCCUAUAUCUCUUAAAGUUUAAUGCUCGGACUGUCAAAUCUGAUCAUGUCAAUUGUCAUUUUUCAAGUUGUGAAUGUGAUUGGUGUGGAAUUGAUUUAAUUUCCGCACAGCCACAGAGACAAAUUUGUAAUCAAUUCAUUGUUGAAGAGGUCUAUCUGUGACUUAGUUGGAUAGCUGAUAGACCUAUUACUUCUAAUUCUUCUUGAUGAGGACACAUGUGGAAAGAUGUCGACCAUUGCAUCUUUAGAGGAGUUUAUGGGACACCCACUUGUUGUAUGGGUGCAGACUUUCAAAGAUGGGAACCCAUUGGAUUAUAUGGAGCUGGUGGACGGAGUACUACUUAAUGAUGCCAUGACUCAGAUUGACACCAGACCAUCAUCAUCCCUAAGGGUAAAUGGGGAGGUCAACGGUGAUAUCAAUCUACGCAUACAGAAUCUGGAUACCCUCAUGAAGAAAAUCAAGUCAUUCUAUCUGGAAAUGCUUGACCAGCUGAUCGUGAUGAAGCUUCCCAACAUUCUGACCAUCGCCAAGGAGCCGCUGACCGAAGAAGCUCUGAGGGAGGUCCAGAAGGUCCUGCUUCUCAUGCUGGGGUGUGCCGUCCAGUGUGAACAGAAGGAACUCUUCAUCGAAAGAAUCAAGCUCCUUGAUCUGGACGUGCAACAGGAUAUUGUCCUUCAUAUUCAAGAGGUGACGGACAAUUCUGAGAAUGUAUUCAACCUGGAGCUGGGUGAGCUGAGUGAUCUAGACCAGGCUCAGAAGGAGAUCGUUUCUAAGAACAUGAUCAAUCAUCUACGAAGGCUGGCAUCAGAGAGGGAUGACUAUUCAGAGACUAUCAUGGAGCUUAGUCAAGAGAAGGAGUACCUCCAGUCUCAGGCAGACGGGCGUGUCCUCUCCCCUUCCCCCUCCCUGACGAGCCCCGGAACGGACAAACGUCAUGUGACCGUUGAGCUAGCCGAGUCCAAAGCCAAGCUGAGGAGAAUGAGGCAGGAGCUGGAGGAGAAGAACGAGAUGGUUCUGGAGUACAAGGAGGAGGUGGAGAAGUAUAAUACCACCAUGCAGAAGUUACGCCAAGAGAAUCUUGAGUUGACGCAAGAUGCGCGUUCAGCGAGAGCGUACAGGGAUGAGCUAGACGUGUGGAAGGAGAAGGCCAGCAAAGCAGAGAAGUACGAGAACGAGAUCGCCAAGUACAGGGAGAAGCUCAAUGAGCUCGAGUAUCUCAAGAAAAGAGUCGAGGAAUUAAAAGAAGACAACACGGUUCUUCUGGAAACCAAGUCCUUGCUGGAGGAGCAGGUUACCACUGCUAAUGACAAGCUUGAAAGGGGCCACCUGGCUGAGGCAGAGUGUCUGAGAUUGAAAGCUCAGAUAGAAACUCUAGAAGAGGAGAGGGACAUGGAUAGGGGUAGGAUAGCAGAGCUAGCUGAGGAGGUGGCCAGGCUUAGUCUAGACCAUAAACAGAGUCUCAAUGAGUCGGCCAGUCUGGGUGUGGAGCUGGAGAAGGCUAAGCUGAACUCUUCAGCUGCUGCAUCCUUAUCAGCAGAGUGCAAUGAUAGUGCUUCAAGUAAAGUGCUCAAAUUAGAAAAAGAAUGUCAAAGACUCCAACGCGAGAUGGAAACAAUGCGAGAAUCUGCCGGGUUAGAAGCGCAGACUCGGCUCCUUGAGGUCGAGAAGGAAAAUCAAAGACUCAGCCGGAAGCUUGAAAAAGUGCAAGAGGCCAGCUCCAAGGAGAUGUCUGGUCAUCUUGAGAUUGAACAGGAGAACAGUGUCCUGAAGCGAGAAAAGAAGGCUCUGGACGACACCAUCUUGACCAUCAAGGAGAAUUCAGAGAGGUAUCAGAAAGAAUGGGACGCGGAGAAAGAGCAGUUGGAAAGGACGAUAGAAACCCUGAGGGAAAGAAAUAAAAAGGAUGUCGACCAGAGGAUACAGGAUGUUGAAAAGGAGAACAGGAAGUUGUUGGAAGACAUGAUGGAUAAUCAGAGUAAACUGUCCAAAGCGGAACACGAGACAAAGCAAUUGCAGAAAUCCUUGGAGAGAUUGAAAGAGCGGACAGACAGGAUUGAGGACUUAGAAAAGAGCAAUGAGGCUCUGGAACUGGAGAAGGAAAAACUGUCGAGGAACGUUGAAAUGCUGAAGUUGAUGUGUGAAAAGUUUGACGAGGUGGAGAAGAAGAACACAGAGCUGGAGGUGGAGACAAGCAAGGUGACGCGGGCGCUGGAGUCCGCCAAGGUCCGCAUCCAGCGUCUGGAACACUUGGAGAAUGAGAAUGUGAGGUUGAAAGCGGACACCCAGACCCUGCAGAGGUCGCUGGAUGCCAUGAAGGGCAUGGCAACGCGGAUCACGGAGAUGGAGCACGAUAAGGAGGAGUGCGAGAGGGAGAACAGACAGCUCCAGAACAUGGUGGAGGGGAUCAAGACGGUGCAGGACAAGGUGGGACAGCUGGAGGUGGAUAAUAUGAAGCUAGGCAACGAGAAGAGGAGGGUGGAGAAGGUAGUGGAGCUCAACAAGGAGACCAUACACAAGCUGGAGAGGGAGAAUGAGAACCUGGAGGCAGAGGUGGAGAGGUUGAAGAAACAAAUUGAAGCUCUCAGUCUGAGUGAGAAGCGAUUGGAGGAGCUGGAGAAAGACAACAAGACCCUGGAGCUGGAGCAGCAGAACCUCACCAAGGAGAAGCAGAACCUGGAGAAGGAGAUCAAGCGUCUGCGGGGUCUGAUGGAGUCCAGGGACCAGCAAUUGGACAAGGCCCAUGCCAGGAUCGGAAGCCUGGAGCAGGAUAACAAGCUCCUGCAGAAGACGGUCGGCAAGAACAAGGGAUCCGGGGACAGGGCCAAGGAACUGGAAAGGGAGAACAAGGAGCUACUUAAACACUCUACUAUCGAUAAAAAGACUCUUGCCACACUCAGGGAGGAACUUGUGAAUGAAAAGAUCAAAACUCAGCAACUGAGCAAUGACCUGGAGAAGCUCACCUCAGAACUGGAUCGCAUUGGAUUAGAUAAAGAGAAGUUACUCCAAAGAGAGCUCACUGCAGAUGAAAGUCGGUAUAAGGACUUGGAAAGCCGAAUGGAAGACACAUUGAAGAAAAGCAUGGACAUCAAGGAUGAUAAAAUCAACACUUUAGAAACAAAGCUCCAAUCAGCGGUGAGUAAGAAUCAGCAAUUGACUGAUGAGCUGAAGAAGAUCAAAAUAGAUAAUGAAAUAGUCAAAGAACAACUGGUGCAAGAGACUAGCAGUGCCAAAUCUCCAUCUUCCAAUACUACACAAGAAGCCAAAGUCAAACGAUCUGACAGUGACAGAGUUCAAGCAAAACAGAUCAUGCAGAUGAAAGAUCACUUAGUAGAGCUUGAAAGAAAGAAUGCCACCUUCCUUGCCGAGAACACCAACAUGCAGACUCAGGUUCAGAAUCUUGAGAAGCAAUCAGAGACAUUGAGGUCAGACUGUAGGUCAUUCCAGAACAAGGUUGAAUCCCUGCAGGAUCAGAACAUGUCUCUGCAAGCACAGAAUGCCAAGUUACAGGUGGAGCAUUCCACCAUCUCAGCCCAGAUGUCGUCGCUGCGCUCCAAGCUCAACACCCAGGAGACGGACUACGACAAGCUCAAAGAUCGCUUUGAGGAGCUGAGUGCCAACCACGAAGCCCUGCUCAACGACCAUGAGAACCUGGUGCAGCUGCACGAGACACUGUCCACAGAGUACGAGUCUCUGGAUUCGGAACAUGGCACCCUGAAAUCACACUACAGGCAUCUGAAGGGAGAGCUGCAGGAUGUACAACAGAAGUGCCAGGAGACCGAGAAGAGAUACAAGGACCUGGAGACACUGAAGAGCUCCCUCAAGGAGGAGGAGGCCAAGUUCCGUCGGCUGAAGUCCGAGUCCCAGAGCGUGGAGUCCCUGCAGAAGGAGUACAACAUCCUCCAGGAGAAGCACACCCGCAUGGACAAGGAGUAUCAGAGGGUGGAGGGGGAACUCAAAUCCUUGAAGGGUUCACAGAGGACGCACCAGUUGAACCAUACCAACAUGCAAGGUCAGCUGUCUGAAUCCAAAGAUCAAUGCCAAUCAUUAGAGAUGGAGAGAGCUAAACUAGAACAUAGAUGCGAGAUGCUGUAUCAGUUGAAUGCCAACCUGGAGGAGGAGAACCGUAAGCUGAUGGAGCAGUUGAGUCAGCUGAUGGCUCAGAACUCGGAGCUCCUGGUUAACACCCUGGAGACCAAGGAGCUCCACCAUGAGGAGCAAAGACAACUAGAGGAUCAGCUACAUAACAUGAGACGGCAGAAAGAGAAGCUAGAAAACAAGAUCAUGGAGCAGUACAAGAGUUACACAUCCCCGUCAAAGAAGACCAGAGGCGGACUGAAUUUCAAAUUCAUGAAGAGAAUAUACAAGAGUAAAUCACGAGACAAGGACAGGGAGAGAGAGAAGAGGAGAACGUUAGAUGGAGACAACCAUCUCGACGUAGCCCAGGAUAGCCUCGGUGAGGCGUCAUCCAUUGGAUCCGGUAUCGAUUCGCUCGAUGGAUCAAUCGUCAUGGAAACCAACAAGAAAUUAGACGAUAGGAGAGCAAGCUUGGAUAGCAACAACUCAGUGGUUAGGAGAAAGAGAGACAGCUUUACUUCAUCGGCAGCCAAUCGACAAUCCAUGCCUUCACAUGUAUUAGAUGGAAAUUCGGAUUCCAAAGGAGCCUUCAGCAUGUCUAGCGAGGACCUGCGUAUGUCCCGUGACUCCCUGGACAAAGGUAUGAUGCCCAGUGUCAGUACCCCCAUGCUGCACGACACACAAUCACAGGACAGCCAAUCAGACAGAGCUCAUCGUCGGAGCAGUAACCUGUACUCCGUGGAGGAGAGCCCGCCCUCUAGUGUCUCUCCUUCAUCUGUCUCCAACAGUUUCAACUAUACUGAAUCUGAAAUAAGAAGAGGUACACUGCGGACGUCUCAGAGCAGUGGUGCUCUCAACACCAGCUGCAACCAAUCCCCGUCCACGUCGGCCAUCCCAACAGCCACCAACGGGAGGCCCCAACACACCUCGACGCCAAACUCUUCUUCCCAGAAUACAUCUCCACCGUCCAAGCCCCCUCGAUCGCCGACAGGUGGAAGCGAAAUGCUCGACGAUGACGGCAGCGGACACUACGUGAAGAACCCCCAGAGGGGAGAGAAGAUGAGACAGCGAUCGGGCGCCGUCGGGAUGCUCUCAAGGAUAAAGAGCCGCUCUAGGGAGAUCCUGACAGACCUUCGGGCGGGGUCACUGGAAAACCUCAACGACAUCUCGCGGGACGGCGACGGAAACACCAAAUUUCUCGUCCGGCACCAGUCAUUUAACGAUAGAAUAGGCCUCAGGUAUUCUUGCUGGGACUACUAUAGUCACCCUCAAGCAACUGAGGUGGAUGGCCCUGUCGCAACGGCACCCCACAAGACGUACGGAUCGGAGGAUUCCAUCGAGGCGUCCGUGACACGAGAUCUUCAUUCGGUCAAUGACAGCAGCAAGCGAACUGUCAAGGAUGUGGAGUUUGAAGUUCUGGAUGAUGAGGAGGAGGAGAUCGUCACCGUCCGAUCACCGAAGCGGGAGAAACAGCCUGUCCCGAGUAGUAAGGGUGCUUUGGGUUCAUCUGCGUACACGGCACGGCCGUACGCCAAGCAGAAUUCCCGGGAGGACAACAAAUCUCAGUCGUCUGCUUCAUAUGCCUUACCUUCCCAAGGGAGUACAAAGGUGAUAAAGCCAAAGCAGAACUAUCCUGACAAUGUGCCCAUCAAAGCCAAGUCAAUCCCCAUUGAAAAUGCGGCAAGGGAAAUGAGCAAGUCCAGUGAACAAUUGAGCCCUCGAGGAAAAGACAUGUUGACCAAAGAGAACCUGGCAAACCUUGAGGCUAGGUUACGUCUUGUCAACAUAGCCGGUUCUCCAGAUUCAAGCCCUUCUAACGUAAGAAGGUCACCUGCUAAAACGGCUGGCAAUGCAGAGACCAAGGCCCCCAGUGGAAAACCCCCUGUACCCCUUCCGAAGUCUCGCCCCGUCUCUGCCACAGAGAAAACUCUUAGACCUAAACCAACACCAGCAACUUCUAAAGAGGAUAAGGAAAAGGAUCCUCCUAAAAAGAACUCGGUGUGGUAUGAAUAUGGAUGUGUCUGAGUGUAUUCUACCAAAUAGAUAUAUAAAUUAGCUUUAUAGGUUAUAGAUGGCCUGAAGACUUAUGCAUCUGUCUUGGUUUGUGCAAGUUUACAUGUCAGUGUGAGAUGUUGUAUAUAGACAAAGACUAAUAGAAAAAAAAAACUAUUCAAAGUAUUGUUAUUGUGAAAUGUGCAAAAACAACUCCUUUUACAGUAAAGUAAAUUUGAUGAUGAUUCCAUGUGAUUUGCACAACUUUGGACAUGUACCAUUUAAUAGAUCAUGGUAUUCAGAUUUUCUAAAAUUCACAUAAGUUUGGUAUUACAGUUUUCUAGAGUGAAAUAUAUCUCGUGAGACAGUAAGUGUUGUGUUAUUUUUCAUUGUACACUCAAGGGCAUGUUAUGAUAAUGUCUGCCCUUCAAUACGGCACUUGCUUUUAUGGCUUAUAUUCACUUGGUAAGCUAGCAGUUUAUCUACUUCUCAGAAUAUUUUAUUCAACAUGGGCCAAACCAAUUUAGUCUAACAAUUUGGUCUAACUGCUGUGUGGUCUACACCACUUUUAGUCUAAUAUCCACUUAGUCUGUUUAUCAUUUAGUCUAAGUGUCAUUAGACCAAGUGGAUAUUAGAUGAAAUAAGUAUCAAGCCUAAACAGAAAUUAGACAAAUGGUAACAGGGCCAAAUGGCAAUUAGACCAAAUGAAUAGUAGAUGAAGUAGUUGUUGACAAGUUCGGAUUGGAUUAAUUUAGGUGAGACCAAACACCGAAACAGAAAGUAGAAAUGACAGUUGUGGACCAAUCAGUAAUUUAUUGUAUCAAUCAACGUAUAUGGUAUCAAUGAUGGAACAAAAUGAAUUAAUCAGCAUAUAUGGUAUCCAUGAUGGAACAAAAUACAGUUCACCUUGUAAUUAUAUACAUUUCUACACCAGAGAGUUAUUAUUUAUACCAUGUAGUAUAUAAACAAGGAAGAACCAAUGUCUUCAAAUAGAUAGAUCCAUUCAUUUGGAUGGACCUGAUUUACCAAUUACGAUAUGUGUAGCUAUUUUACUUUCAUGACCUGUUGUUUUGCUUAAAUCCUAAAUUAUGCUUUCCAAGUAUGCUACCUACCUAGGUCCUGUAACACAAGGCUUAGCAAUUGAUUGUAUCCUUGAUUUUGACGAUUGAUGAUGUAUUGUAGUCUGUGUGAUCAACUGUGAAAACUUGUGCUACGAUCAUUGCUUACCUUUGUGUUACCAGCGUCUUCAAAACUUCUUCUUUCAUUCUUCUAUUCAUGUGGAGUCAUGAGGAUACACAUGCAUUCUGUCUUGGAAAUUGGUAGAUAUAUUUCACACGCACAUCAAAACCAUCAUAUUCGGUUCAAUGGUAAUUUACAUUUACAACCAUUGUCAGUCUUUUUGUCAACAUUAUGGAAUGUUGGUACAUGGUGUAUGUGUAAAAGCUUGCUCCUCUAUUCUGAGUCGGUCAUACUGAGAUUGCACAUGAUGAAUGCUUUAUUUAGAAAUUAUUGAUUUAUAUUAUAUUUCAGAUUUCAUACUUGUGGGGAAAAGAUCCAUUAUUUCACACCUUCCCUACCCACGUUGUUUUGCCAUUGCAGAAAGGGCAAGAAAGACAGAGAAUAUGAUGAGCAG